Messenger RNA from Mangifera indica (mango), 2213 nucleotides. RefSeq names its product beta-hexosaminidase 3-like. The record is from RefSeq and is a predicted model, not a curated record. Gene Ontology annotation, biological process: glycosaminoglycan metabolic process; carbohydrate metabolic process. The coding region runs from base 141 to 1736 and encodes 531 amino acids. Gene Ontology annotation, molecular function: beta-N-acetylhexosaminidase activity. Gene Ontology annotation, cellular component: membrane. Lineage: Eukaryota; Viridiplantae; Streptophyta; Magnoliopsida; Sapindales; Anacardiaceae. The transcript is spliced from 14 exons.
UACGUGUGUGUGUAUAUAUAUAGGGUAGCUUUGAAGAGUCUUCUUUAUCACAUAUUUUUUAAUAUACAUACAUAGCCAUUAACAUAUUAUAUAUCUUCAUGCAUUUGUUGAACUGAUUUUGCUUCAAGUUUGCGGUGAAAAUGGGGAGAUUUUCUUUGUGGGUUCUUGUUUUUGCGUUGGUUUUUGUUGAGUUUCUGGUGGGAAUAAGAUGUGGAAAUGUAGAAGAUGUAAAGGUUUGGCCUUUGCCGUAUUCUGUAAGCCAUGGCCAUAAAAACAUGUACAUGAGUGGAGAUUUCAAGUUUUCGAGUCACGGAAGCAAGUACAGUGACGCUUCUGGGAUUUUUAAAGAUGGGUUCUCUCGGUUUAUUGAGCUUUUAAAUGUGUCUCAUGUUGUUGAUGGUAAUGUUUCCAAGUAUGAUAAUUCCUCCAUUCUUGUGGGCUUGAAUGUAGUCAUUUUAACCGACCAUGAUGAGUUACAAUAUGGGGUUGAUGAGUCUUAUAGGUUGUCUGUUCCAUCUCCUGAGAAGCCGGCGUAUGCACAAAUUGAGGCACAGACUGUUUAUGGGGCUUUACAUGCUCUUCAGACCUUGAGCCAAAUAUGCCAAUUCAACUUCACAUCCAGGAUAAUAGAAGUUCCAAUGACACCAUGGACCAUUUCUGAUAAACCAAGGUUCCCUUUUCGAGGGCUCUUAAUCGAUACAUCUCGUCAUUAUCAACCUGUUUCAGUGAUUAAGAGUGUUAUUGAUUCUAUGGCCUACUCAAAGCUGAAUGUUUUGCACUGGCACAUUGUAGAUACACAAUCCUUUCCUUUGGAGAUACCUUCAUAUCCAAAACUUUGGGAUGGUGCAUAUUCAGAUUCUGAAAGAUAUACAAUGACUGAUGCAGCUGAGAUUGUGAGUUAUGCUAGAAAACGAGGAAUCAAUGUAUUGGCUGAAAUAGACGUUCCAGGACAUGCUUCCUCUUGGGGAGUUGGCUAUCCUUCUUUGUGGCCAUCAAAUGACUGUCAACAGCCACUGGAUAUCAGUAAUGAAUUUACAUUCAAAGUGAUAGAUGGAAUACUUUCAGAUUUCAGGAAAGUCUUUAAAUUUAAAUUUGUGCAUUUGGGAGGUGAUGAAGUCAAUACAAGUUGCUGGAAAACGACUUCUCAUGUAUCUAAAUGGUUGAAAAAGCAGGGGAUAAGUGAAUCCGAAGCGUAUCAGUACUUUGUCUUGAAAGUUCAGAAAAUAGCUCUUGCCCAUGGAUAUGAGCUUGUUAAUUGGGAGGAGACAUUCAACAACUUCGGGGAAAAAUUGAAUCAGAAAACUGUGGUACACAACUGGCUUGGAAGUAGUGUGGCUGAAAAUGUUGUUAAGGCUGGAUUAAGGUGCAUCGUAAGCAACCAGGACAAGUGGUAUUUGGACCACCUGGAUACUCAAUGGCAGCAAUUCUAUUUGAAUGAACCGCUCACACAUAUCACAGAAUCCAGCCAACAGAAACUAGUUAUCGGUGGUGAGGUUUGCAUGUGGGGUGAAACAGUCGACACCUCUGAUAUUCAGGAAACUAUAUGGCCACGUGCUGCGGCAGCUGCUGAGCGAAUGUGGACGCCUUAUGAUAAGCUGGCAAAUGAUACAACACGAGUUACUGGAAGGCUGGCUCACUUCCGGUGUUUGCUUAAUCAAAGAGGAAUUGCAGCUGCUCCGGUAGCUGCAGAUGGUCGUGGUACUCCCUCUGAACCCGAUUCUUGCUUUAAGCAAUAACAAGCUGAAGUACAUUCCCAACUUCUGCUGGUUACGGUGCAACUGCUUCAAUAUUACAACCAUUCUUAACUUCUUGAAACAAUGAAGCAGCUGAGAUAUUGGUGCUGUCACUCUGCGCCGUUUUCAGCUUGCAUUGUGAACAGUUAGCUUGAACUUCCACGAUCAAUUAAAUGCUUUGCUUUGCUUCAGUGUCUUAGCAUUAGCGUUCUGAAAAUUGCCAAGUGUAUAGAAUUAUUGCUUUGCUUAGAGGUAAAGGUUUAGGGUUAAGACUUACUUUAAGAAUAACUCUUAACAAUUCUAACUGUUUCCAUAAUUUGUUCAAACUCUAUCUUCUAUUGUGUAAUGGAUAACCACCAUAAACAGAUCUCUUUAUCCAUUUUUAAUAAUGUAAUAACAGAGUAGGCUCUUGGUACAGAGGCUAUGAUAUGACAGAUUGUAUCCCCCUAUUAUUAUUCUCAUAACAGCCUCUUGAUUUAA